Electrophorus electricus (electric eel) is the source of this 1304-nucleotide messenger RNA. RefSeq names its product secretagogin. The record is from RefSeq and is a predicted model, not a curated record. Gene Ontology annotation, molecular function: calcium ion binding. Gene Ontology annotation, biological process: regulation of presynaptic cytosolic calcium ion concentration; regulation of long-term synaptic potentiation. NCBI's taxonomy places the organism in Eukaryota, Metazoa, Chordata, Actinopteri, Gymnotiformes, Gymnotidae. Gene Ontology annotation, cellular component: nucleus; terminal bouton; synapse.
GGAAGAUAACCCGACUCACCUGUUGCGUGUCCCUGUCCCACCAUUCCGCGUGCGCUCGCCUCCGUUUCAGCACCAUGGAGAGCUCUUCUACCAAGCUGGACGCUGCAACCUUUCUUCGGAUCUGGAGACUGUUUGAUACAGACGAUAAAGGCUAUAUCGAGGGGAAGGAACUGGAUGACUUUUCCCACCAUAUUAUGAAGACAUUAGGGACAACUGACAAGAUUACGGAGGAGAGACUGCGAGAACUCAGAGACGGCAGCGCGGAUGGACUCCUGCGAAUCACAGAGUUAGCCACGAUCAUCCUGACAGAGGAAGAGAACUUUUUAUUGCUGUUCCGCAGGGAGACGCCCCUGGACAACAGCGUGGAGUUCAUGAGGAUCUGGAGGCGCUAUGAUGCCGACAGCAGUGGGUUCAUGUCGGCUGUGGAGCUUAAGAGUUUCCUGCAGGAUCUGUUUGAGCAGCACGACAAGUACAUCACCCCUGACAAACUUGAGCAGUACACCAACACCAUGAUGAAAAUUUUCAACAAAAAUCAAGAUGGUCGGUUGGAUUUAAAUGACCUGGCCAGAAUUUUGUCCUUGAAGGAAAACUUCCUGCUGAAGUUUGAAAUGGAUGCCAGCAGUCAAAAGGACAGGAAGGAAGAUUUUGAGAAAAUAUUUGCUCACUAUGAUGUAAGUAAGACAGGAGCACUGGAAGGACCUGAAGUGGAUGGCUUUGUUAAAGACAUGAUGGAGCUGGUCAAGCCCAGCCUGAGUGGUGCAGACUUGGACAGGUUCAGAAAGGCGCUGCUUAGCCACUGCGACGUGAACGGUGACGGAAAGAUCCAGAAGAACGAGCUGGCCCUGUGUCUGGGGCUGAAGCUGUCUCCCUGAAGCUGUCUCCCUGAAGCUGUCUCCCUGAAGCACCUACGCAGCAACAUGGAACAUUCUUAUAGGAUAGCUGCUAAUGCUAACACAAGUCAUGUAGCAUCCAGCAAUACAAGACACACAACAUAGAUAUGAUUAUUGGUGGUUUUUAUAUAAUACUGAUUUUAUCCUUUGACAUUAAAAAUAUUCUAUUACAUUGUGACGGCGACUGAAUGACAUUACCAAAAUUAUUAUUGUUGUUGUUGUAGUUGUUGUUAUUUUGAAAGUAAAUACUGUGUUGUAUUGACCAUAACAUCUGGUCUAAAUGAUCUUUUAAACUUAUACAUUUUACUGUAUCUUGCAUGUGGUGUGGGGGUUUUCUUUCUUUCUCAUUUCUUGGCUGUUUCUGGUGCUUCAGAGUUGGUAAUAGAUAAAGGUGGCUUGCUGUCAUGCUGAAAA